GGCAUGCCUGAGAGGAGGAGGAGUCAAGCAUGCUGCCUGCUCCCCAGAAGAAAUGAAGGAUCUGCCAGUGAAGUGUGCAUGCGUCCAGGAAGGGUACGGCUCACCCGAGGACAGAACGCAGUGCUUGCGACUGACAGCGGACCGGGAUAAGCAUGAGAGUACUGCACUACAUGUGGCUCCCUCAGCCGCACGACACCCGCUUCGCUCAGAGAAUAGCAGUAAUGGUUUACGAAGAAAACGAAGCACCAGGACACUUCUGAGGCAACAGGACAGGAUGCGCUGCAUAUUGCUCAACAGUGGAGGUGGCGGUCGGGCUGAUUGUGUGCCAGGAACGAGCUUUAUGAUUGAUUGCAACAAGUGUAUUUGUGGGCAGUGCGGCAGGCGUGCGUACUGUACCAAGAAAAACUGCCGGAAUGUACUAGAUGAUGCGUGUGAACCUGGAAGAGUGACCAAAGUAGAAUGCAACACUUGUAUCUGCAGUGCUCACGGAAGGUGGACGUGUACCCAGAAGCUAUGCCACGGAUUCAAAUAUGAAGAAUGCGGACCCAGAACAGUACCGAAGGGACUUGACGACAUAGCAGCUAAUCAGUCGUGUAUUCCAGGCACUUCAUUCAGGAUCGGAUGUCAGCGGUGCUACUGCUCACGCGAUGGUGUAUCGGCUGUGUGUCGCCGUCCACCCUGCAACGGUAUCAAAGUUUAG
Molecule: messenger RNA, 700 nt
Organism: Schistocerca gregaria
Lineage: Eukaryota; Metazoa; Arthropoda; Insecta; Orthoptera; Acrididae
Product: U-reduvitoxin-Pr21-like
Exons: 7
Coding region: 53-700 (215 amino acids)
Molecular function (GO): peptidase inhibitor activity
Source: RefSeq, a predicted model, not a curated record